AUGUCGUCGUCAGAAGAGGCGCAGGCCCUUGGCCGCUCAGAGUUCUGGGACGAGCGAUAUGCAAAGGCUGAUGGGGAUAAACCGACGCAUGAAUGGUUUCGCGAUUUCGAUGCGCUGGAGCCUUUUUUUGAGAAGUAUCUUUUCAAGGAGAGGGGGGUUGAGGGGAAAGGCGGGAGGGUGCUGCACUUGGGGAGUGGGGAUAGUACCGUCCCAUACAGCCUCCUAGAGCGGGGCUACAUAAAUCAACUCUGCAUCGACUUCUCUAAAGUAGUAGUCGAACUCAUGAAGUCACGGCACAUCGGCAAGCCGCAGGUAGAAUGGAAAGUUGGCGACGUGCGGAAUAUGACUGAAAUCGACACGAAAUCCGUGGAUGUUGCUUUUGAUAAGGGCACGUUGGAUGCUAUGAUUUACGGCAGUCCGUGGAGUCCGCCCGAGGAAGUCUUGGAGAAUAGUGGGAGAUAUGUCAAUGAGGUAGGUCUGACCUUGACUAAAACUCAAGGGCUACAAGUUUUGUUUGAGCAACUCCACAGUUCGAACGAGAAGAGCAAGGAAGAAUCUCUGUUUCGACGAGGCGCUCGAAAACUUCGUUCUACUUUGGACGUGUUGGGAGGUAGUAUGAGUCUUGCGAGUCCACUAGCUGCGUUGGAUCCGAUUGUCAACAAUGCCUUCGGUAUAAUUCAAUCUGUUAUGACAAUUGCCAUAGGAGUCUGUGGCGCAGAAGAAAAGUUCCAAGAACAUAUCCAGGGAAUGCUGGAGAGGAUUCCUAUAAUCGAAAGGUGCGAUGACAUUUGGGAUUCAACGCGAUCUCCGGGAUCGCUCAUAUUCCAGGUCCUAGUACGAAUUUACACGGAUCUACUUGACUUCUACUUCGAAGCCAUGGACGUCCUGAAUAGUGACAAUUUUUUCGUCGGUUUGCAAAAGAGUCGGUUCAGACAAAGGCUACCGGAAAUCGUAUCGUCGUUCACCCACAAUACAGAGCAACUCGACAAACUUAUCAACCUGGAAGCACUUGCUCUCAUUCAGAAGAUUGAUGAUGACCACAAGGAGGUAGAGUACUAUAACUCCUUAAAACAGCGAGCCGACGAGGCAUGCAUGUGGAUCAUUUCGACGAUCGAUUUCCGUGAAUGGCUUAAAGAUUCCAAUGAUGGACUUUCAAUCCCCUCUUCAAAAUUCUUCAUCUUGUUUGGGGAUAUGGGAUCCGGAAAAUCUGUAACUACUGGCUUUGUUGUGGACUUCCUCAUUUCUCAUCCAGCCCUUUCAGGGUCCUUGAAGCCAUUUGUAUGCGUCUACUACUGCAAGAACGAUAACGAGACCAACAAAGCAAGGAACAUAUACCGUAGUAUCCUGUCGCAAAUUCUAACGCGUAUGGGGCAGCUAAAAUCCAUAUUCAUGAAAUGGUAUACCGAAGCGCAGGCCAAGAACACUAUAUCUGGACGCCUGCUCACCCUAGAUGAGCUCGCGUACGCGGUAACACUUCGAAUGGAGGAAAAGAACAUCUCUAGUCUCUCUGAUUUGGAAGAAUCUAGGGUUGGCUCCGCAGGGUUGCUAGAACUCAUUAGUCCUUUCGUCAGUGUCGUAGGCACCACUGGGGGUGCCAUCGUACGCAUAGUUCAUCAAUCGCUAAAAGAUCUCAUCGUCAGAGAAGCCCCGGCAGACUGGGGAUCACACGAUAAUACCACGCCAGAGAGCAUGGAGCAACGGAAAUCAAAACUUCACAGCAGCUUGCUACACUGCUGCAUCAAAUACCUUCUUUUGGGCGAUCUUGAGGAGAAGGAUCUGUUUCCGGAGGAGAAAUUGGAAGCAAUGGAGCGACAAGCCUAUGAUCUAGAAUUUCUCGGCCACUUCAACAUGGACGUUGAUGAAAAUCAACCGAAUGAACCACGAAGCCCAAACAGGUCCAGUUUUGGGCAAGCACAGACGCGGGACUUUGACCCCGAAUUGGCUGGAUUCGGCAAGUUCUACACUUACGCUGCAUGCUAUUGGACGGAGCAUUUUAAGCAAUGUUCACCUGACGCUCUCCCUGACGUCCGUGAUAUAUCCAAGCUAGCACGCCAUGGCUCUUUGACCCUCCGAAAUUGGAUGGAGACCUACAAGCGACCAAACUUGACCUCAUCUCCACAGCGUAACCUAAACGUGGAAGAAUUCGAUGAGCUUGUUGUAGCGGCUCACUUUGGCUCUCAUGCCUUUCUAGCCAAAUUUCUGGAACGCGGAUUGGAAGAUAACUGUAUUCGGGAUGAAUCGCCCGCGAAAGCGGUAAAA
Molecule: messenger RNA, 2259 nt
Organism: Lindgomyces ingoldianus
Lineage: Eukaryota; Fungi; Ascomycota; Dothideomycetes; Pleosporales; Lindgomycetaceae
Exons: 8
Source: RefSeq, a predicted model, not a curated record